Messenger RNA from Chelonia mydas (Green sea turtle), 928 nucleotides. It is a transcript of the gene CRYBB1, whose product is annotated as crystallin beta B1. Gene Ontology annotation, biological process: visual perception; lens development in camera-type eye. The transcript is spliced from 5 exons. The record is from RefSeq and is a predicted model, not a curated record. Lineage: Eukaryota; Metazoa; Chordata; Testudines; Cheloniidae. Gene Ontology annotation, molecular function: structural constituent of eye lens.
AUGCCUCCUUUCAGUGCCUCUCUUUGACCUGAGCUGACCACGGCAAUGUCGGAGACCAUGAGAACUGCUGCUGCCAGCCAGGCUGCUGAUGACAAGGAACAGGGAGCCCUGGCCCCAGCCCCAUCUCCAGACCACACUCCUGCUUCGAACACUAAGGCUGAGCAGCCUUCCAGGAAAGCUUUCAGGAUCGUCAUCUUUGAGCAGGAGAAUUUCCAGGGCAGGAAGAUGGAGUUCACAAACGAGUGCCUGAACCUAGGCGACCGUGGGUUCGACCGGGUGCGCAGCGUCAUUGUCAGCACUGGACCCUGGGUGGCCUUUGAGCAGUCCAACCUGCGCGGAGAGAUGUUCAUCUUGGAGCAGGGUGAGUAUCCUCGCUGGGAUACCUGGUCCAGCAGCUACAGGAGCGACUGCUUCAGGUCCAUGCGUCCCGUCAAGAUGGUGGCUGAUGGCUAUAAAGUCUCCCUCUUUGAAUCUGCUGACUUCAAGGGCAACAAGAUGGAAAUCCAGGAAGAUGACGUGCCCAGCCUCUGGGCUCAUGGCUUCUGUGACCGGGUGGGAAGUGUGAAAGUGUCCAGUGGAACCUGGGUUGGAUACCAGUAUCCUGGCUACCGAGGCUACCAGUAUCUCUUUGAGAAAGGAGACUUCAGACACUGGAAUGAAUGGUCUGCCUUCCAGCCCCAGGUCCAGUCUAUCCGUCGCAUCAGGGACAAACAGUGGGAUCAGAAAGGCUUUUUCACCGCCCCUGACGCUCCUUCGAACUGAGCAUGCUCCCUGCUAGCUAACAAUCCUGGGCCAUGUAGCACCUCGACACCCCUGCUACUUUUUGUGAACAGCCCCCAUCUCUCCUCUCUCUCGCAUCCCCUUUUUCGGCACUUUCCUUGUAUAUUGCACAUUUAUUGGCUGUCCUGUACAUUGUGAUGCAAAAUAA